CGCGGUACCGAAGCGGCUUCCUUUUCCAACUGGUCUCAGUCAUUCACAAUGUCUCUGUGCGAAUGGUACGCGAAUCGCACGGUGCUCCUCACGGGAGUCACCAGCGAAUUGGGACGUGUUCUGCUAGAGAAGAUCCUGCGAUGCUUGCCGAACGUCACGGUGUGCGUCGUUCUCAGAUCCCAGAAUGGUCUCAGCAUCGAGGACCGCUUGAAGAAGAUAUUCGCGUCACCCGGGUACGAACGACUGAGGCAGGAGAUGCCGGGCGCGAUCUCUCGCGUGAAAACGUUCGAAGGCAAUCUGCUUUACGAGGAACUUGGCCUAAGCGACAAGGACAGAGCCUCGUUGAAGGAGGUUAGCGUGGCCUUUCAUGCCGCUGGACCGUACGAAUACUUCAUGGAAUAUUGUGAGGAAUUACCGAAACUCAAGAGUGUCUCGAUAGCGUCCAGUAUUUUCAAGCAUCGCGGCGUGAUAUCCGAGACCGUCCAACAGAACGAGAAGAUUCUUGAGUUACCAAUUGCCUUAGUGCGCUUUCCUUUUCUCGGACCGGCUCAUAAAGAACCUAAACCUGGCUUUGUCGAGAUUUUUCAAGGGUCUACUGCCUUUAUGGUUGGCGCAGGUUUUGCAUACGGCAACUCGGAGUUUCAAGCUGAGAUUAUUCCGAUGGACAUAGCGGUGAACACGAUGAUCGCCGCCGCAUGGGAAGUCGGCAUAUCCAACAUUUCGAAGCCGGUGGUUUAUAACGCGUUGACGUUGGGCUGCACGUGGGAGGAUCUGAUUAAGAAAAACCGACGGGCCAACUGGAGUUUUCCCUACCCGACUUUUGGAAUUCGCGGAAUGACAUCCAUCGGGUCGCUGUACUGGAUUUUGGUGCUGUUCCUCGAAUGGUUACCAUCCGUACUCUGCGACCUGGUGCUCGGUCUGUGUGGCAGAAAACAGAGGAUUCUCGCAGAGCACGAGAGAGUUCGUAAUGCACUUCGAUCCCUGGAGCCAAUUUCAUCGAGACCGUGGUCAGUGGAGAGAAAUCGCGUGUACCUGCUACAGCAACAUCUCGCGGCGGCAGAUCGAGAUGUAUUUCCGGUCAUUGCGGAAGUCGACAUCGAAGCUUAUCUCCUCUGCGUUGCAGCUGCCACCCAGAAAUCCUGCGUGAGCGAGGAUAAUCUCAAAAUUAUUAGGAUUAUUCAUCAGUUUUUGUUAUAUACGCCCGUAAUAUUUGUUGUUGCAUACAUUGCGUCACAUACAUUGCUGUCACGUGACUGAAAUUUAAAUA
Messenger RNA from Camponotus floridanus (Florida carpenter ant), 1267 nucleotides. Its product is annotated as fatty acyl-CoA reductase 1. Gene Ontology annotation, molecular function: alcohol-forming very long-chain fatty acyl-CoA reductase (NADP+) activity. Gene Ontology annotation, cellular component: peroxisome. Bases 49 to 1257 code for a protein of 402 amino acids. The transcript is spliced from 4 exons. NCBI's taxonomy places the organism in Eukaryota, Metazoa, Arthropoda, Insecta, Hymenoptera, Formicidae. The record is from RefSeq and is a predicted model, not a curated record. Gene Ontology annotation, biological process: long-chain fatty-acyl-CoA metabolic process.